UAAAAUUUUGGUUCGAUCUAUAGAGUUCAAUUUCCACAAAUUUACUAUUUCUGUUGAUAACUCUAGAUGUUAUCAAACUUACAUUAGUACCGCCGAAGAAUUAUUAUUAGCCACCCUGUAUUGUUUUACCCAAUACUAACAGGGUAAGAAUGACCGAAUUACCAGCUACGCUCUAAUGCCCGCUGGCCAAAAUUCGCCCAAAAGCACUGAACCACACAACUCUUGCACGUGUAGUCUGUCAUCGAAUCAACUUUCAUUGAUCUCCUCAAAAUAAUUUAGACCUCAUUUCACAAAAUCGAAUCUCAAAACAACCUACCACCGACAAAUAAUUGCGCGAUUAUUCUGUAUUUAUUUAUUCUUCAUUACAAAAAACUUCCAAAAAUCUUUCAUUUUUCAACAAUUUAUUAUUGCCAGGCAUAUAUUGUUUUGACUGAAUUUUGUUUAACAAAAAAUUUACUGAGAUUUCUGUGCAAUCUUUCGUCGAAAACAAAAAUUGGUAAAAUGAAUGGUAUAUGAUUAUUUUAACCCAUUUGGCGAAAGAAUUAGCGCGUUCUUACCCGCAGUAAGAUUUUAUCCCGAUUUAAAUUUACACCUGGGCUUUUGUUAAGCGGAAUUGACGACAUUUUCCACUCAGUGAUUGCAUAGGUAUGUGAACAAAAUCAUCCACUAUGAAGCUUAAUGUUGUUCAAAUUAAGUAACUUAUGACGCGAGCGGUUGAUAACAAACUUAUAACUUCAUCGGUUUAUUCAAACCGCAUUACUUAGCUUCCUUACAUCGCCUCAAAAAACUUCGACCCAAAAUUUAUUAUUAACCGGGAACUGUUGCCCUAAAUAAUCUGGCAAAACUUACAAAAUAAAAUUAACGAUCUCUGAAAACAGAAAGUGAUUUUUAGUUUAUUUUAACAACUGCAGUUUGCCUUAUUUUCCUUAACAGAAGCUGAAGUAAAAAGAACCCUCUAUUUUCUGCACCGGAGGAAGGCGAAGCCCAACAUGUCGGGUACAUGUGGGUUCGGUGGGUCAGGGACAGGUGCUGGGGGAAAAGGAGGGAGGAAGAAAGACCAGAAGUACGUGUUCAAUGUGGGGGGAAUACGACACGAGACAUACAGAAACACUCUCUACAGUGUGCCGAAUACACGACUCUACUCGUUGGCUAAGAAAAACCCGAGAGACGCGGAGGAGUAUGACUCAGACAGUCGGGAAUUCUUCUUUGACAGACACCCGGGGGCAUUUGAACAGAUAAUCAAUUUCUACAGAACAGGUAAAUUACACUGUCCGAUGGACAUCUGUGGUCCCAUGUUCGAAGAAGAGUUACGUUACUGGGGAAUAGAGGAAAAGCUAAUUGAGCCAUGCUGCUGGAUGAACUACAUCAAACACAGGGACGCCGAGGCCUCCAUGAACCUGUUCGAAGGCAAUGGGCCGAGCAGUGUGAACACGACAGAGGACGAGGAGGGUGACCUUGAACUGUCGACGACAGCUGCCAAAUUUGGAAUGAGUGAGAGUAGUAGAAGGAGGACCAAAACGAAGUGGGAGAGAAUCAAACCCAAAGUUUGGCGACUCAUAGACGACCCCUACUCAUCAUGCUGCGCCAAUAUUAUCACUCUCGUCUCUAUGACGUUUAUUGUUGUCUCAAUCAUCGGAUUUUGUCUCGAAACUCACCACUGGGGGAGGGUCGAAGUAACUCCCCAACCCCCCUUAUCAUCAUCAACGACAACAACAACAACAACUACCCCUUCCAAUCCUGUCAUUAACACCACUAGCCUUCAGAGUGCAAUCUUACCACUCAAUCACCCCCCUCUACCAAAUCCUUACCAAGACCCCUUCUAUUACCCCGACUUGGGACCCCCUCCGAUGGGUGGGAAGCCCAAAAAAGAAACAGUUCCCAAACGAUACUUGACCAUUCUGGACUACGUCUGCUCAAUUUGGUUCACGAUCGAAUUUAUAGUGCGGCUCAUUUUUUGCCCAAACCGAGUUGUAUUUUUUAAGACGAUGCUGAACCUAAUUGACCUUUUAGCAAUUGUGCCAUUUUACGUGCAGAUUCUUGCAGACAAAACUGAUUUAGUAGUUUCAAUGUGGGAAAUCAUCAAAAUCCUCAGGAUAUUCCGAGUUUUCAAACUAUGUCGCCACGUAAUUGGACUGAAAGUCUUAGUUCAUACUUUACGUGCAAGCGCUAAAGAGUUGAUUUUACUGAUCGUUUUCCUAGUUCUGGGAGUAGUUAUUUUUUCAAGUUUACUUCAUUAUGCGGAAUCUCUUGACCCCGAUAAUGAUGGAGCCAUAGAACAGUUUGACAGUAUACCAGCCGGGUUUUGGUGGGCCAUAAUAACCAUGACAACAAUAGGUUACGGAGACCAACUUCCCCAGACAAUGUAUGGCCGAAUAGUCGGAGCUCUCUGCGCAAUUUGUGGAGUACUAACUAUCUCUUUGCCGGUUCCUGUUAUUGUAAAUAAUUUCACAUUAUAUUACAAUCACGCUCAAGCCAGGCUAAAAUUACCCAAGAAAAGAAGAAUUGACAAACUCGCAGGCGCUGCAGAGGCUUUAAAGUAUUCAAAGCACGACGAACCGAACAUGCUCGUGAUGUCAGGUGCUACGAGACCGAAUGACGAGUCGACAGUUGGAGAUCGAGAGGACUCGGAUUGGGAGCCCCAAACGAGAUAUAAAACGAGCCGAGAAGCGAGACGAUGUGAGUCGCCAACUCGGAGCGACUUCGAGCCGAUGUCUCCCGAAUCGAGGAUUAACACGAGCAUAUCUGUCGAAUCAUUCCGAGGAACUAGAAGACGGUCUAAUAGACCUCGGAAGCCAAAACAGAAGCCCCCGAAUGGGUCGAAAAAAGAGAAAACGCCAUUAGCAGACUCUAUCUUUAUCACCACAUUCUCCGACGACGACAACUGCUCGGACGAUAUGGAUACACUACGACAGACACAGGAGGAAGGUUACGACACGAGAGGUAAGCCGACAAGAAACGAGUACGACAGUCGGACUCCCCGACAACACCCGGGAAUCUUGAAGGAGAACAAGCCGACUUCAUACCACGGAAACAGCUGCUUGGACGUGCAAAUGAAUGGACCAAUUUACCCAUCUCCCAAUCAAUCCAUGCAAAAAUACAACACAAACGACGGAAUCAACAAAACUUCUGACUAUUAUUCUGUCGCCCCCAGCCGGUCAAAUGGCACAGCAUGCAAAAGCAUGCUCGAAAUGGCAACGCUCCAGAAAACGAAUUCUACCUCUACCGAUUCUAACAUAGAAGCUACGAGGCACCAAAUAUCGCCUAGUAAUGUUAGUAAUCUGAAGGUGCAAAGUCCUAAACUAAAACCACACGGAAGACGAAACAGUUUUAUCCCUCGUUUUUCCAACUUCGAACAUAGGAAAGACACCCAAGAUGAAGAGCAGUUCUUAUGCGUCGACGAUUCAGAUCCGAAUAGAUUCGAUCACGAUUUGGACAGAAACCGAGACGAUAACUCGAGAUCGGCACGGGCGGGGAGAAACUCGGGCAGGCGUAACGGAGACGGGGGAGGGGGGAAGCAGAGUAAAUACCCCGAGUUUAGCUUUAGAGUGGAAAACAGUGACGGGGGUACCUCGCCCCCUCUCGAGAACGAAGUGUCGACAACAGACGAAGCUUGCUACCUCAAAUCUUCUCAUGGUCAAAAAGGGUUCAAAGAUUUCAAUCGGAGAUUGGAAGUUGACAAAAAAGAGUCCAUUCAACCCAAUUGACAAGUGAAAACUUCAAACUCUCAAUUCUUACAAUUCAUGCAUUUUGAAUUCACAUCCGAUUGAUCUUAAAAUAAAACUGAAUCAUAUUAAGCUGCAGGGCCGAUUUGUUUGUACCACUUAACCGAGAAUCUUUUAGAUUACAAAUAUUUAGUUUUGCAAAUUACAAUUGAUUCACUUUCCUAAUGUAACUUUGAUGGUGCUGCUUUUGUUUUUGUCAGAUUAUAUUGAAUUUAUAUCGGAUGUUUUAAAUUUCAAAAAAG
Messenger RNA from Symsagittifera roscoffensis, 3964 nucleotides. RefSeq names its product potassium voltage-gated channel subfamily C member 4-like. The transcript has 9 exons. The record is from RefSeq and is a predicted model, not a curated record. Gene Ontology annotation, cellular component: voltage-gated potassium channel complex; membrane. NCBI's taxonomy places the organism in Eukaryota, Metazoa, Xenacoelomorpha, Acoela, Convolutidae. Gene Ontology annotation, molecular function: protein binding; delayed rectifier potassium channel activity. Gene Ontology annotation, biological process: potassium ion transmembrane transport; protein homooligomerization. The coding region runs from base 990 to 3704 and encodes 904 amino acids.